CUUUUAGAGGCUGUGUGUGAAGACAAGCCCGCCAAGAGAGCAGAGCCCUCUGAGAGAACCGAGGUCCUCCCCACAACCGAGGACCUUCAUUUACCUGUGGCUGUACCCAAAGUUCCCUCCUCACCAAGCCAUGACUUUCCUGCAGACUGGAGUAUUAAAACACGACUUCUGUUUAUGUCUUCCCAACCUUUUUCCUGGGCAGAACAUUUAAAAGCACAGGAGGAAGCUCAAGGAUUUGCUCAGCAUUGCAGAGCUACAGAAACAAACUUGCCACAGUGCGUACAGGAACCAAAACUGUCGACAGAACUGCGUUGUGCCUUUCAGCAAAGCCUCGUUUACUGGCUUCACCCCUCGCUGCCGUGGCUGCAGCUGUUCCCUCGGAUCGGAGCAGACAGGAAAAUAGUUGGCAAGGCCAGUCCUUGGUCACAGGAUGAAUCCUUGCAACAAGUGCUAAUGAGUGACUGGUCUGUCAGCUUCACUUCUCUGUACAACCUUCUCAAAGCCAAACUGUGUCCCUACUUCUACGUGUGUACAUACCAGUUCACCGUCCUGUUCCGUGCGGCCGGUCUCGCAGGGAGCGACGUCAUCGCAGCUCUCAUUUCUCCCACAACGAGAGGUUUAAGGGAAGCCAUGAGAAGCGAAGGCAUAGAGUUUUCUUUACCUUUGGUAGAGGAGAGCAGAACCAGGAAACAGAAGACUGAAGUGAAUUUGGAAACAGAAGUUGCUAACAGCCUGGAAGCAUGCGACAGUACAGAAGGUGGAGAGGAACCAGCUCCAAGCGAUGAUGACGAGGAAAGUUUCUCUUGGCUCGAGGAGAUGGGAGUUCAAGACAAGGUUAAGAAACCAGAUGCUAUUUCUAUUAAACUUCGUAAGGAGAAGCACGAGGUGCAGGUGGAUCACAGACCUGAAUCCCUGGCACUAGUGAAAGGAACAAACACGUUCACGCUGCUGAACUUCUUGAUAAACUGUAAGAGCCUUGUGGCUGUUUCAGGCCCGCAAGCGGGGCUCCCACCAACUUUGUUGUCACCUGUUGCUUUCCGAGGUGGAACAAUGCAGACGCUCAAAGCUCGGAGCAUGAACGCCAGAGCGAGGGCUCAGCGGGCGUACGAGGACAUAUUCAGCUUGGAGAUCGUGGGCCCCGUCCUGCCGCACGCGCUGCACUCGCUGGCGGCGCUGCUGCGGGCAGCGCAGGGGGGAGCGUUCUCUGCCGCCCUGUACGCCCACGAGCCCACCGCCGUCUUCAACGCCUGCCUGGGCAGCGCCAGCCCCGCCCUGGACACGGAAACCAUACGCCAAGAUCUUCCUUUGUGUGGACUGCAUCCUAAGACUUUGGAUCAGCUGAGUCAGUGUCCAACACUGGGAAAAUCUUCCAUCCGCUUUCUGGAAAUGAAGGACUAUGCUUACACCUGGAAGUCCUAG
This is a messenger RNA of Merops nubicus (carmine bee-eater), 1419 nucleotides long. RefSeq names its product downstream neighbor of SON (gene DONSON). NCBI's taxonomy places the organism in Eukaryota, Metazoa, Chordata, Aves, Coraciiformes, Meropidae. The transcript is spliced from 9 exons. The annotation marks the transcript as partial. Gene Ontology annotation, biological process: nuclear DNA replication. The record is from RefSeq and is a predicted model, not a curated record. Gene Ontology annotation, cellular component: nucleus.